AUGACUGAUAAAAUCGUUCAACAGCUACUGAAUGUUCAAAAGGCAGUAGAAAACUUGAAAAUUUUUCAAAAUGAUCCGCCAUAUGAAAUAACUAAAGACUAUGGUUUUAUAAAAUUCGAUGAAAAUAAACUUGAUGCUACUUCACGUCUUUCAGAACAUAUACGAUUAAGUCUUGAGACAACUGCUGAAACAGUUGUGAAAUUUAUGCAACAAGGUUGGCGUUUACCAAAACCUGACUUAAUUAUAUCUGUAACUGGUGGAGCAAAAAGUUUUGAUAUGUCAGCACGUCUUAGAAAAAUUUUUCAAAGUGGUUUAGUUUCUGCUGCUAUUACAACAAAUGCAUGGUUGAUUACAGCUGGAACAAAUGCUGGUGUCGUUAAGGAAGUUGGGGAAGCUCUUAAUAAUUAUCGUUAUAAAAAUAAAAAACAUGGACGUGAUGUACCAUGCAUUGGUAUUGGUAGUUGGGGUUAUACAGCAGGAAAUGACCAACUAAUUAAUCAAUGUGCGAAUAUUUCUAUUAAUUCGAUUACUACAAGAAGAACACGUUCAUUCACGAAACAUCAUCAAAAUCAAGAAAUGCAUUCGAUUCGCAUGGAUAUUGAUGAGCAAUAUAAUGUUCGAAAUUAUAUUGUUAAAGGAAAGCAAGAGAAACGAUGUGAUUUAGAACCAAAUCAUACACAUUUUUUGCUAUUUGAUGAUGGAGAUUCAAAGGCUGAUAGUGUUCUUCGAUUACGAGCAGACAUUGAAAAGUGUUCUCGAAAUACCAAUAUGGAAACCACUGCAGAAGGAACAGCAGAAUCACUUAUACCUAUUGUUAUGGUUUUGGUUGAAGGUGGUCCAUCAUCGAUUCGAACAAUUUGUCAAGCACUUGAAUCGAAUACCCCACUUGUAGUUAUCAAAGAUUCAGGUCGUGCUGCUGAUCUUGUUGCUGAAUUACAUGCUUAUUAUUCUGAUAGUGAGAGUGGUGGUGGUGGUGGUAGGCAUCUUGCACGACCACAAACUGGUUUUGCUAAAGGUGGUUCAAAAGACACAGAUAUAAAUGCAAUUUUGGUUAAAGCACGUGCUGAUAUUGCAGGACUUGAUAAAGUUGAGAAUGAUUUAUGUCGAAUAUUAAAUGAACGUAAACAACUUGUAACAAUUUUUAAAUUUGAUAGUAAACGAUAUCGUGGAAAUCUUGAAGAUGCUAUUCUAGGAUCAUUAUUUAAUGCUGCAAAAUUUUCCGGUGAUUAUAAUGAACAAAAUCGUCGAACAACGGAACUUAAAUUAGCUAUAGCCUGGCAUAAAUUUGAUUAUGCUCAUAAACAUCUUCUUACUGAUACGACUAUAUCUAAAUGGAAAGAAGACGAUCUUCGUCGUGCUCUUGUCGAUGCACUUGAUCGUGGUCAUGUUGAUUUUGUUGAAUUAUUUAUUGAGUUUGGUAUAUCACUUGAAAAAUUAACAACUGAAGAUCUUGAACAGCUUUAUAAAACAACAUCGAUUAGUAAUCGAUUACCACUUAAAGAUAACAGAAAGCCUGCUAUAUGGACAAGAGAAGAAUUUUAUUUAGAUUAUCUUCAUUCAAUCAAAUAUGAUGUAAACAAAAACAAAAGUUUGUUAGAAUCAAAAGGUAAUCAACCAUUAGGCAAAAGUGCUCCACAAGAAUUAUUUUUAUGGGCUGUUUUUCUUGAUCGAUUUGAACUUGCAACAUAUCUUUGUUCGAAAACUUGGAAUCCAUCAAUAGCACCAUUAUUUGGUGCACAUAUCUAUCGUCGUGCAGCAAGAUUAACAGCUGAUUUAGAUAUACAACAACAAUAUGAAGAAAAUGCCGAUCAAUUUGAUAUUCAUGCCAUGUCAAUUAUUGAUCGAUGUUUGGAUAAUGAUGAAAAUUUUGCUGUUGAUCUUCUAAAACAUUCUGCUGUUGCAUUUAAUCAUAUUGAUCCAUUAUUGUUAGCUCGAAAAGCUGAUUGUAGAUCAUUUCUUGCAUCAAAAUGUGUUCAAAGAUAUCUUGAUAAUAAAUGGUUUGGAUAUAUCAAUUACAAACGAAAAGCUAUUAACUUCAGAAUUUUUCUUUGCUCAUUAUUUUUUCCUUUAAUUCCAAUAUUUUGUAUCUUUCUACCUUAUGUACAAAAACAUAAAAAUAUUAUUUCAAGUACUCGAGAUCGUUCAAGAAGUAGUCAAACGACUAUGAUGCAUGAAGAUGUUAAUUUUGUUCUUCUUGUUGAUUAUUUUCCAUUAAAUAUCUAUGGUGAACGUCGAUCUGGUUUUCAAAAUUUAAAACUUCCAGCAACAGAAAUAAUCCUUCAUAUUUGUAUAUGGAGUUUAACUGUAGAAGAAAUUCGUCAAUUUUUCUUUGUGAAUUAUAAAAGAGAGUAUUUUUCAGAAAUAUGGAAUAUUAUUGAUAUUCUUGCAAUUAUUAUAUAUGUGGUUGCUUUUAUUACACGAUUUAUUGUUCUUGAAUCACUUUUUGUUACAUCAAAAAUAUUUUUAGGUCUUGAUUUCAUAUUUUGGUUUGUUCGUACGUUACAUCUAUUUUCAGCUUUUGAAAAAUUAGGACCGAAAUUAAUUAUGAUUUUUAAUACGAUGAAAGAUCUGCUAUUUUUUGUUUGUUUUAUUCUUAUAUUCUUAUUAGCAUUUUCAAUAACAUCAUGGUCAUUAAUUACUACAGAUAAUCAAGUGUCUUGGUAUUAUGGUAGUGAUGGAUCAUUAAUUAAUGCAACAGUGGCAGGUGAGGGAAGUGGUUUAUGGACAUGGCAAAUAUUACGAAAUGUUACAAAUUAUGGUGUUUGGAAAGUUUUUGGACAAGUUGAUUCAAUUGAUGGCACAGAUGCAUAUUAUGUUGUAGCUUUUGUAUUGGCGAUACUAUUCGUUGCUAUUGCUAAUGUACUUCUUCUAAAUGUACUUGUUGCUUUAUUUAAUGUUACAAUCCAAAAAGUUGAAAAACAAUCUCAUCGAAUAUGGCGUUAUCAACGUUUUCUACUUGUUGUUGAAUAUAAUAAUAAACCUCCCUUACCACCACCAUUUAAUACUCUAUAUUACCUAUAUAGUAUUAUUCAAUAUAUAGUCGAAAAAAUUCAACAAUCUCGUCAAAAGCAUCGACAUGUUGCUAUUGAAAGGUCAGCAAACGAUUCAAUGGCUUUAAAUGAAAAAAAUGUUCGAGAAGAAUUUAAAAUUAGUGAUGCAAUGCAACGUGAAAGUGCAAUAGCUGAUGAUUAUUGGAGUUAUACGUUGAAGCAUGGAAAGAAAGAUCAGAUUGAAGUUGCAUUACAAAAUAUUGAACGAAGACUCCACAAUUUGCAAGAACAAAUACAUAAUAAUAAUCAAAAUUACGAUCAACAAUAG
Molecule: messenger RNA, 3318 nt
Organism: Rotaria sp. Silwood2
Lineage: Eukaryota; Metazoa; Rotifera; Eurotatoria; Philodinida; Philodinidae
Source: the annotation of a GenBank genome assembly